Hipposideros armiger (great roundleaf bat) is the source of this 6231-nucleotide messenger RNA. RefSeq names its product interleukin 6 cytokine family signal transducer (gene IL6ST). Gene Ontology annotation, biological process: positive regulation of cell population proliferation; cytokine-mediated signaling pathway. Gene Ontology annotation, cellular component: external side of plasma membrane; signaling receptor complex; membrane. The coding region runs from base 54 to 2390 and encodes 778 amino acids. Lineage: Eukaryota; Metazoa; Chordata; Mammalia; Chiroptera; Hipposideridae. The transcript has 13 exons. Gene Ontology annotation, molecular function: cytokine binding; prolactin receptor activity; peptide hormone binding. The record is from RefSeq and is a predicted model, not a curated record.
UGCCUCCAGAAAAACCCAAAAAUUUGAGUUGCAUUUUGAAUGAAGAUAAGAAAAUGAUGUGUCAGUGGGAUCCUGGAAGGGAAACAUACCUGGAAACAAACUUCACUUUAAAAUCUGAAUGGGCAACAGAGAAGUUUGCUGAUUGUAAAACAAAACGUGGCACCCCUACCUCAUGCACUGUUGAUUAUCCUCCUGUGUAUUUUGUCAACAUUGAAGUCUGGGUAGAAGCAGAGAAUGCACUUGGGAAGGUUACAUCAGAUCAUAUCAAUUUUGAUCCUAUAGAUAAAGUGAAGCCCAUUCCACCACGUAGCUUAUCAGUCAGCAACUCAGAGGAACUGUCUAGUAUCUUAAAAUUGACAUGGAUCAACUCACAUAUUGCGAGUGUUAUGAGACUGAAAUAUGACAUUCAGUAUAGGACCAAAGAUGCUUCAACUUGGAGCCAGAUUCCUCCUGAAGAUACAGCAUCCACCCGAUCUUCAUUCACUGUCCAGGACCUUAAACCUUUUACAGAAUAUGUCUUUAGGAUUCGCUGUAUGAAGGAAGAUGGUAAAGGAUUCUGGAGUGACUGGAGUGCAGAAGCAAGAGGGAUUACAUACGAAGAUAGACCAUCCAAGGCACCAAGUUUCUGGUAUAAGAUUGAGCCAUUCCAUACUCAUGGCUAUAGAUCUGUACAACUCAUAUGGAAGACAUUGCCUCCUUUUGAAGCCAAUGGAAAAAUCUUGGAUUAUGAAGUGACUCUCAAAAGAUGGAAAUCACAUUUACAAAAUUACACAGUUAAUGACACAAAACUGACAGUAAAUCUCACAAAUGAUCACUAUAUAGCAACUCUGACAGCAAGAAAUUUGGUUGGCAAAUCAGAUGCAUCUGUUUUAACUAUUCCUGCCUGUGACUUUCAAGCUACUCGCCCCAUAACGGAUCUUAAAGCAUUUCCCAAAGAUAACAUGCUUUGGGUAGAAUGGACUGCUCCAAAAGAAUCUGUAAACAAAUACAUACUUGAGUGGUGUGUGCUAUCAGAUAAAUCACCCUGUGUUCUAGACUGGCAACAAGAAGAUGGUAAUGUGCAUCGCACCUAUUUAAAAGGGAACCUAGCAGAGAGCAAAUGUUAUUUGAUAACAGUUACUCCAGUGUAUGACAAUGGACCAGGAAGCCCCGAGUCUAUAAAGGCGUACCUUAAACAAGCUCCACCUUCCAAAGGACCUACUGUUAGGACAAAAAAAGUGGGGAAGAAUGAAGCUGUCUUAGAGUGGGACCAGCUUCCUGUUGAUGUUCAGAAUGGAUUUAUCAGAAAUUAUACAAUAUUUUAUAAAACCAACAUUGGAAAUGAAACCGCUGUGAAUGUGGAUUCUUCCCACACAGAAUAUACACUGUCCUCUUUGACUAGUGACACUUUGUAUAUGGUACGAAUGGCAGCAUACACAGACGAAGGUGGAAUGGAUGGUCCAGAAUUCACUUUUACUACACCAAAGUUUGCUCAAGGAGAAAUUGAAGCCAUAGUUGUGCCUGUUUGCUUAGCAUUCCUGUUGACAACCCUUUUAGGAGUAUUGUUCUGCUUUAAUAAACGAGACCUAAUUAAAAAGCACAUCUGGCCUAAUGUUCCAGAUCCUUCAAAGAGUCAUAUUGCCCAGUGGUCACCUCACACACCUCCUAGGCAUAAUUUUAAUUCAAAAGAUCAAAUGUAUUCAGAUGGCAAUUUCACUGAUGUAAGUGUUGUGGAAAUAGAAGCUAACGACAAAAAGCCUUUUCCAGAAGAUCUGAAAUCACUGGACCUAUUCAAGAAGGAGAAAAUUAGUACUGAAGGACACAGCAGUGGCAUUGGAGGGUCUUCAUGCAUGUCAUCUUCUAGGCCAAGCAUUUCUAGCAGUGAUGAAAAUGAAUCUGCGCAAAACACUUCAAGCACUGUCCAGUACUCCACUGUGGUGCAUAGUGGCUACAGACACCAAGUCCCAUCAGUCCAAGUGUUCUCAAGGUCCGAGUCUACCCAACCCCUGUUAGAUUCCGAAGAACGGCCAGAAGAGCUGCAGCUGGUAGAUAACGUAGAUGGCAGCGACAGCAUUUUGCCCAGGCAACAGUAUUUCAAACAGAACUGCAGUCAACAUGAAACCAGUCCAGAUAUUUCACAAUUUGAAAGGUCAAAGCAAGUUUCAUCAAUCAGUGACGAAGAUUUCAUUAGACUUAAACAGCAGCAGAUUCCAGAUCAUAUUUCACAGCCCUAUGGAUCUGGGCAAUUGAAAAUGUUUCAGGAAGUUUCUGCAGCAGAUGCUUUUGGUCCAGGUACUGAGGGACAAGUCGAGAGAUUUGAAACCACUGGGAUGGAGGCUGCAACUGAUGAAGGAAUGCCAAAAAGUUACUUACCACAGACCGUAAGACGAGGUGGCUACAUGCCUCAGUGAAAGACCAGUUCUUGUUACAGUUUCAGCAGUACCUGUAAAGGAAAGCUAAAAAUAUUUUAUCUGGAUUGCAGAUAAAAAUAAUCUUCACUCAGUGAUGAUGAUCAUUUGCCCUGAAGGACAAGAAUGUACUGUCCUCCCACGUGGGCUAUUUCCAUCCCAGAAAACGUGGGAUUCUACUUUAAGCACUACAGAAACUGACUUCCUCCUCUGAAUAGCUGAAUGACUUUGUGCUGUUUCAGGAUGUUUGCACUGAAGAAAAACAGAAAGCUUCUCUGAAAUUUAUAAAGUAAAACUGUUACCUAGAAAACAGAAGGUAUUUAAAUAAUAAGCAGUGAUAAACUUAGCACAGCUAUACUUAUUUGAAUGCAAAUAGUCAUCAAAUAAAGUGGCCCUAGGGAGAGAUAACAAAGAAUUAGAGGAGCAAGGUCUACACCUUACUGAUUUAUGCUCUGUCAGCUGACAACAUAAUUUUAAAAGAGGUCCAGACAGCCUAACUAUAUGUAUGAGCCUAACUUUUGUUGUCUGACCAAAAAAAGAAAAAAAUGGGGCUCAUUUAUACUCAUACCAACACAUAAAAUACUAGUUCUCUUUCAUUGGUAACGAUGCUGCCAGUUACUGGAGAAGAGGAAUCCUGGAGUUUUAACUUGGCAAAUUAAAAAUACUAAUUUUUGAAUAUUAUAUAAUCAGUAAUCUAAAUUUCCAAAAAUUUGCUAUCAUUAACAACCUCUUUGAAGGUCCAUUUUGCAAAUUCAGCAGAGUUCCCAGAUAAGAGCUAGGAAUGAAUGCCAGACUAUCUUAAACAUUUAAAAAAUUCUUUGCUAUUUAUAAAGGCUAAAAUUGUUAACAUUUUUAAUAUAAACAUUGACCUUUCUUGUUAAGAUUUCAGAGAAUUUGGUUGAUGAAGCACUUUAUACAAUGUCUUCAGCUUAAAAUGUGUUUUAAUAUGCUUUUUUAUUUUUAUGUAGGCUGAUUGAAAAUUCUUUUUUUCUAGUAGGUGUUUGAAGCAAACUAAGGUAGAAGACUUGGGCAGUACUCACCACAAAAAAAAAAAAAAAACCACAACCCAAAAAUCUACAUAUUGGUCUUAGUAAAUAUCUCAGUUACUAUUUUAAUAUCUGCCAGUUCUGAGGUAGGUGGAACUUAGUUCUACAUUGUGAUUUAGGAAUAUUUUAAACCUCUUCCCACACAUUCUGUUCUUGGGGGGAUAAAUGAGUCAGGCCUCCAGAGUUGAGUGCUCAGCCCACUUUCAAGUUUAUGCCAUCUCCCAGCCGCCACAUGUGAUGAGGAGGCAGGGGCUAAGGAUAGGAGCUGAGUAAGGAAGAAGAAAUUGUCAUAAAUCAUUAGUGGCUGAGUACUGCUAUCAAGUAAGUUUGGAGAAAUAGGUUUUGUUUUUCUGUCACUUAAGUUACAGAAAUCAGGCCAACUUAAAAUAGUUUAUAGAAGUUAGUGAAGAAUAAAAGGCUAAGAAACAUUGGUAUACAUUCACAGUUGAAAUAGAAUUCUACUCAUCAGAAUUUUGUUCACAUUAGACUUCUUGUUACACUUUAUCCUUUGUAUUCUUGCCUAAUACUUUUCAGAGUUCUUUCACAUGUAUGGUCUUUGUGAGACAGAGCAGAUGCUUUAUUGUUAUAUAUCCAGUAAUAUUUUAGGCAAAACCAACAUGAGAUUGAUAGAAUGACAGAAUGAGAAGUAUAUGAGGAAAAUUAGGCACAGAGAGAUCAAGUAGGGACAGAGCGACCCCAUACACUACAAAAUAACGGCAUCACCAUCACUUAAGUUAGUCAUCAAAGGCUGGUCCAAAGCAGCAUUAGAUUUAUCUGUUAAAUGUCAAGAAAUUUAUAACAUGUUUCAUUUCCUCAAAAUUAGUAGUCAUGUUGUUGUAAUCGUGUUUAGUUGUAACCUUCCUCAUAACAAACAGCAGUGAUAGAAGAACAUUUUAUUGUGAAGUUUGUACAUGGGAAGGAGUCAACUAGAAAAUGUGAACUCAUGAUGUUAAGGGAAUGAGAAUGAAGUCAUUUAAGAAAGGAUAUAGUAUAGAAUAAGCAAAUUUCUCUGUUGUAACUUGUACAGAACAUGGUGUGGUGAAUGAAUACCUCUCAACCACACCAUCACUUUUAGACAAAUGGAUAUGUGGUUACUGUGCAAAAAUCCAUUCAGGAAAUAAACAUAUAUUUCAUUACUAAUAUGUAAUACACAUCUUUGCCCCAAAAAAGAAAAGAAAUGAAACUUGUUUUAAGUACAAAAUAACUUUGCUAAUGCAUGUCUUGAAUAAUCUAUGUUUUGAUGCAUGUAAGUUUAAAUUGUAUUUUAGGUGGGCAAAGAAAUCCUGGUUUGUUAUGUGAUAUUUAGUCCACAUAUAAGUUAGUGAGGUAUGCACAGGCAUACGUCAGAGAGAUUGCAGGUUAGGUUCAGACCAUGGCAAUGAAGCAAACAACACAAUAAAGCAAGUCACACGAAUUUUUGGAUUUUCCCAUGUAAGUUAUGUUUACACUAUACUGUAGUGCAAUAACUGCAAUAGCAUUAUGUCUAAAAAAAAAAUCUAUAUACCUUAAUUUUAAAAAAGCUAACAGUCAUCUGAGCUUUCAGUGAGUCGUAGCCUUUGUGCUGGCGGGGGGGUCUUGCCUGGGUAUUGAUAAGAUGCAGUAUCUGUGAGGCACAGUAAAGUGAAGCGCAAUAAAACGAGGUAUGUCUGUAUUCCACAUUAUUCUUCUCUGGUUGGUUUUAAGAAAUUUCUAAACCAUACAGUUUCGAUAAUGUUGAAAUGUCAAAAUAAUAAGCUACAUAAAAAAGUUCAAUUGUUAAAAAUUAUUGGAGUGGCUUCCUAUUGUAGGUCUUGUUAGAUUCUAUUGCCUAGGUAAUCACUUAAAAUUUUUUUUGCACUUUUCUGUAAAUUAAGAGAAUAUGGAGCCAUAAAAUGGCGAGGUAUUUAGAUUUAGCCUAAAAUUGGGCAUUGUCAUUGAUUUCAAAGAAGGUAUAAACUAGCAAACUUACAGCCUAAUUUUUUGGACUGGUCCUUGACAGCAGUUCCUUUUUAGACUAAUUAUAAACUAUUCAGAUGUAGGUCAAAAUAAAAAUUCUCAAAGCCAAAUGAAGUAUCUUUUUGGACUAAUAUAUUUUUUCAUUAUAUGCUACUAGUAUGUGUGUUUAGCAUGGUGCUAGUCUAGUAUAUUUUGCAUUAAAAAUAAACAGAAGGCAGUGCUGAGUGAGCUCUUCUGUUACCCAUUUGUUCCUAAAUUUCUAAGAGCUUUUUGUAGGUCAGUAGGUCCUUCGGGUUAGUUUACCUUGAACCAGUUGUUGAAAGUUAAUAGGUCAUGAUGGAAAUGCACUUAAGGCCAGUGGUAACAGGAUGUUCCAGAUCUUUUUAUCCCUUAAACACAAGCUUUGUCUGAAUGAUAACUACAUGUUUCAAAUGCUGUUACAUGAAUACCAAAAUGUGAUGUGUCAUUAAUAAAGGGAUAUUUUAAAAGGUAGAUUGAAAAUUCCUUGUCUAAAUGUAUUGAAUAAUAUACUCUAAAAAUAAGUGUGCAAUUUGCUAGUACUGCAAUACAGUAAUUAGCAUUAGGUAUGUCUCCUCUUUAUAUCCCAGCUGUGUCCCAUUUACUUGUAAGUGCAAUCCUCUCAAGUUCACUUGCUGUUUUACCCCCACCUAUUCUAACUUCAUACAGAAGGCUUGUGUAAAGAGGGUAUUGUAUGUAUUACCUUUGUAGUGAAUUGCAUGUGCUAAUUGUAACCACAACUAUUGUUUUUAUGUUGACAUAACUCUAAAUGUUAUCGUAAAUGUUCUCCUAUAUAUCAGCUCUAAUCCUUUAAGUUUAAGAAAUAAAUUCUUGUUCACAUUUUU